ACACCCGCACGUCGGUGACGCUGAUGUACGGCGAGCCCAACGGCUUCACAGCCAUGGCCAAGACUGUCGGCGUGCCGUGCGGCAUUGCCACGCAGCUGAUCCUUGACGGCAAGAUCACCAAGACCGGCGUCAUUGCGCCCAUGACCAAGGACGUCUACGAGCCCAUCAUGCACAUUCUGCCAUCCGAGGGCAUCAACGCUGUCGAGCAAACUCUCUAAAAACAAAUAGCAGCCUCUUGUCAAGCCCGACAAAAUAUACAGGUUUUCUCUUUUCUGAAUUUUGAAUUCUUGUAUACUAGCUUUCCCUUGCUCACAAUGGCGGCGCUGAUGCGAGAGACACAUCCGCUGACGCUAAAAGUAAUGCGUCUGUCGCGGCCACAGCUGUCGCUAGCAAAGCAGCUGCCAGUAGACAGCGGUUCGGUAGUUGCAGCAGCGCUGAGCGAGUACACGCAGAACCACCCGACCGACAGCGGCAAUGUGCUCAGCACCCAGCCGUUCAACACGGCUGAGCAGCCGUUGGACAACUUCCCUGUGACAGAGACACUGGUUCUGCCCAAGUCGUUCGGGACAAUGUACCUGGGCGAGACCUUCAGCGCCCACCUCUGCGUCUGCAACGAGAGCACAUUGAGUGUGCGUGACGUCUCGGUGCGCGUCGCCAUGCAAACGCAGACGCACCAGCAGCAGCCGUUCAUUCUGCACAAUAACGCCCUGGGCGCACUGGCUACAGCCCAGGCCGGCAACAUCCAGGUCGCGCAUGAGAUCAAGGAGCUGGGCACGCAUAUUCUGGCCUGCGCAAUCACGUAUCUGUCGGCGCAGGGCGAGCGCAAGACCCUGCAAAAGUCGUUCAAGUUCCAGGUCGCCAACCCGCUGAUUGUCAAGACCAAGGUGAAUCACCUCAACGCCGAUGUCCUGCUCGAGGUCCAGGUGCAGAAUGCCACCCAGGCCACCAUGGCCUUGGAGCGCCUGAGGUUCGAUCCCGCCGAGGUCUUCACUAUGGAGGAUUUGAGCGCCCCCGGAAAUGCCUUCCUGCAGGCCGGCGAUAUUCGCCAGCACCUGUACCGGCUACGGCCCAAGCCCGCUGGGUCGCUGGAGGAGGAGCGGGCGGUGCGGUAUGCAGCGGCGCUGGGCAAGCUCGACAUUCUGUGGCGCGGCGCCUUUGGCAGCGUCGGCCGUCUGCAGACCAGCCAGCUUGUGCGCAAGUCCCCCGGAAUGUUCCCCAUUGACAUUGCCAGGGCCACGGUCUCUGAGCAUGUCCGCAUCGAGGCGCCGUUUACUGUCAAUGUUGAACUGCGCAACCUGUCCGAGCACCCGAUGGACCUGGUUGUGGCCGUGGGCAGGCAGCCCAAUGUCGUCUUGUGCGGCCUGGGCAGGCGGGAGCUCGGGAUGGUCGAUGUCGGCGAGUCCAAGGAACUUGCACUGCAGUUUGUGCCCUUGCAGGCUGGCGUGCAGAGAGUCGGUAUGGUCAGGGUGAAGGAUGUGCGAAGCGGUUAUACGCGAGACGUGGAUCACCUGGUCGACGUGGCUGUAUCGAGCUGAGUGAUUCAUAUAUACAUGCAUCUCCUUUUGCCGCAGUCGCAGCCCUGCUAAAUCGUUUUGCCGUGAAUGACAAGAUAGCGCGGAUAAGGGAGA
Molecule: messenger RNA, 1628 nt
Organism: Linderina pennispora
Lineage: Eukaryota; Fungi; Kickxellomycota; Kickxellomycetes; Kickxellales; Kickxellaceae
Product: DUF974-domain-containing protein
Exons: 1
Coding region: 315-1535 (406 amino acids)
Cellular component (GO): TRAPPIII protein complex
Source: RefSeq, a predicted model, not a curated record